UAAAUUAAAUUUUUUGCAUUUGUUAUUUUCAUUUUGACUUUAAAACAUCUUUUAAACAGCAAAGAGAAUGGAUUUCUUAAAAAUUGUAUUCCUUCUUGUUCUAACUUUGAGUUGUGUUUAUUCUUCACUAAUUCCUAAGGAAUGCAUUGGAGAGGAACCUACUGCCAUUGGAGUUUGUCGAAAACUAAUGUUUGGAUAUUAUUUCAAUAAUGACACUAAAGAAUGUCAAAAAUAUGAAACUGGUGGAUGUAAUCUGAAGAACGAAGCAAAUAGUUUUCUGACAAUUGAAGAAUGCAUCGCAAAAUGCAAGAGGUCAAUUUAAAGACCGUUUACUAUUAAAAAUUUAUUUCCAUUCAGAAUAUACGAGUAUAUUAAAAAAAAUGAUUUUUUUUACUUAGUC
This is a messenger RNA of Episyrphus balteatus (marmalade hoverfly), 400 nucleotides long. Its product is annotated as kappaPI-actitoxin-Avd3b-like. Gene Ontology annotation, molecular function: serine-type endopeptidase inhibitor activity. NCBI's taxonomy places the organism in Eukaryota, Metazoa, Arthropoda, Insecta, Diptera, Syrphidae. The record is from RefSeq and is a predicted model, not a curated record. The coding region runs from base 68 to 322 and encodes 84 amino acids. The transcript has 2 exons.